AUGACGUUGACUAUGAGUCUGGCAAGUCUCAAACCCAAACCGAUCCGACCCAAAAGCCCUUACCUUCCCCAAACACUGAACUCAAGUAGAAUCUUCAAGUCCUUGUCUCUCCCCAACCCUUCAGUCGGAGUCGGAGCCCCGACUCUGGUGGAUCAAUUCGACCCGACCAUCCCAAUAGAGCGGGCCGUCACUCCCCCCAGCUCAUGGUACACCGAUCCUUCCUUUUACGCUCAAGAACUCCACUCUGUUUUUUACCGUGGAUGGCAAGCUGUAGGAUAUACUGAACAGAUAAAGAAUGCUGGGGACUUCUUCACCGGCAGAUUGGGGAAUGUGGAGUUUGUUGUGUGUCGAGAUGAUAAUGGCAAGCUUCAAGCUUUCCACAAUGUGUGUCGCCAUCACGCCUCAAUUCUUGCUUACGGAAGUGGCCGAAAGUCGUGCUUCGUGUGCCCUUAUCAUGGGUGGACAUAUGGGUUAGACGGUGCACUUCGCAAGGCAACUAGGAUAACAGGAAUACAGAACUUCAAUAAGCAUGAGUUUGGGCUUACACCAGUAAAAGUAGCUACUUGGGGACCGUUUGUCCUUGCAAAUAUGGAGCCAGAGGUUGAUAGUGAUGUAGAAAUCGUGGAAAGCAAAUGGCUUGGGACCUCUUCAGACAUACUGAGUAAAAACGGGGUUGAUUCAUCAUUAACUUUUGUUUGUAGACGUGAAUAUAUGAUUGAAUGUAACUGGAAGGUCUUUUGUGACAACUACUUAGAUGGGGGAUAUCAUGUGCCUUAUGCACAUAAAGAUCUAGCAUCUGGUCUCAACCUGAAUGGUUACUCUACCACAGUAUAUGAAAAGGUCAGCAUUCAAAUGUGUGAAGGGGGUUCAACAGAGAAGAAAGAUGACCAUGAUCGGCUUGGAUCAAAAGCCCUUUAUGCUUUCAUUUAUCCCAAUUUCAUGAUUAAUAGGUAUGGACCAUGGAUGGACACCAAUCUGGUAAUCCCUCUUGGACCUAGGAAAUGUCAAGUGAUAUUUGAUUACUUUCUUGAAGCUUCUGUCAAGGAUGACAGUGAUUACAUAGAGAGGAGCUUGAAUGAGAGUGAAAAAGUACAGAUGGAAGAUAUCGUGCUGUGUGAAGGUGUUCAAAGAGGUCUUGAAUCACCCGCAUACAAUAUUGGUAGAUAUGCACCAACAGUUGAAAAUGCAAUGUACCAUUUUCACCGUCUGCUCCAUGAGAGCUUAAGAGAAUAA
Messenger RNA from Fragaria vesca subsp. vesca, 1233 nucleotides. RefSeq names its product choline monooxygenase, chloroplastic-like. The record is from RefSeq and is a predicted model, not a curated record. Gene Ontology annotation, molecular function: 2 iron, 2 sulfur cluster binding; iron ion binding. The transcript has 10 exons. The coding region runs from base 1 to 1233 and encodes 410 amino acids. Lineage: Eukaryota; Viridiplantae; Streptophyta; Magnoliopsida; Rosales; Rosaceae.